Messenger RNA from Nelumbo nucifera (sacred lotus), 561 nucleotides. NCBI's taxonomy places the organism in Eukaryota, Viridiplantae, Streptophyta, Magnoliopsida, Proteales, Nelumbonaceae. The record is from RefSeq and is a predicted model, not a curated record.
AUGUCAGAAAUCUGUAGUUUAAGCGAGAGCGUCUCUACGACGACCAUGACAGAAAGGAAAGACGACGACGAGAGGAGCCGGGACGACGGAGAAGUGCGGCAGAGAGUGGACAGGUCUCCGGCUAGGGUCCCCAGGAAACGCUUGGUUUCCGGUGAUUACGCCGGAAAGACUGAAAAAGGGGGCAGGUCUCCUGCCAGAAGAUAUGAGCCGUCUCCCGGCAGGAAAAUGGAUAAUGCUACGAUGUCCGUCCAUAGCAAGGAAAUGAGCCACAGCACGCGACGGCGGGUUCCUGCGAACAAUGGGCUAAUAAGGCGAGAUCCAGGCGAUAGCUCCGGGCGGAGAUCGAGGUCGCCGGCGACACGCUCGGUCGACCCUGGGUCUUAUCGAUCGACUAUCGGCCGCAGCCCAUCGUCGAGAAAAACCGGGCGUUCCCCUGGGCAAGCACCACCGUUGUCCGAGGACAAUGGCCGGAAGUUAGAAGAAACCAAAGAAGGAAGCUGGCAGACGAACGAGUCCCUCGAAAAUCCUCUCGUUUCGUUAGAAUGUUUUAUAUUUCUGUAG